This is a messenger RNA of Myxocyprinus asiaticus (Chinese sucker), 486 nucleotides long. Its product is annotated as secreted phosphoprotein 24. Lineage: Eukaryota; Metazoa; Chordata; Actinopteri; Cypriniformes; Catostomidae. The transcript is spliced from 3 exons. Gene Ontology annotation, cellular component: extracellular region. The coding region runs from base 87 to 455 and encodes 122 amino acids. The record is from RefSeq and is a predicted model, not a curated record. Gene Ontology annotation, biological process: bone remodeling.
UACUGAUGUGGAAGUUAUGAUGAAUAUCAGUUGUCCUCAUUAAACAGGACAGCCUCUGUUAGGCUACAAUUUCAAACCUCUGGCUGAUGUGGCAUGAUGAAGUCAACAGGCAGUCCAGCAAUUUCAACCUGUACAGGGCAAACAACAGAGUGGUGAGGCAGAUCACACUGGUAGGCGAUAAUACAUAUGAUAUCCUGCUUGAUUUCGGGAUAAAGGAUACAGUCUGUCUGAAAUAUCACAGGAGAACAUACACGGAUGGAUGCAUUUUCAAACAGAGGCCUUUCACAUCUAUGGAACUGUGCUCCAGCCUUGUGCGUGUUGGCAGUGGGCUUGCAGCUCCUCUGGGCAUCAGCUGUGUUGCUGCUACAGAUGCACUGGGGUCCAGCUCAGAGUCCAGCAGUGAGGAAAGCAUUGUCCGGGGACAAAACAGGCCAAACGGGGCUCUUUCUCUUUAGGACUUAUUCUAUGUCAAGGAGCUUUAGACUG